Mercurialis annua (annual mercury) is the source of this 621-nucleotide messenger RNA. Its product is annotated as dolichyl-diphosphooligosaccharide--protein glycosyltransferase subunit DAD1. The coding region runs from base 75 to 425 and encodes 116 amino acids. The transcript has 5 exons. Gene Ontology annotation, cellular component: oligosaccharyltransferase complex; membrane. Gene Ontology annotation, biological process: protein N-linked glycosylation. Lineage: Eukaryota; Viridiplantae; Streptophyta; Magnoliopsida; Malpighiales; Euphorbiaceae. The record is from RefSeq and is a predicted model, not a curated record.
AACACUAUACAGUUAAAGGUAUAAGCCUCUCUUGAACUUGAACAGCCCUAAUCAGUAAAUCAGAAAGAAAAAAAAUGGUUAAACCAACAAGCAACAAGGACGCUCAGGCGCUCAUCCAUUCCCUCCGAUCUGCAUACUCUGCUACUCCCACUUCUCUCAAGAUUAUCGAUCUCUAUGUAGGUUUUGCUGUUUUCACCGCUGUGAUCCAGGUGGUUUACAUGGCUGUUGUUGGAUCAUUUCCAUUCAAUUCUUUUCUUUCAGGAGUACUUUCUUGUGUAGGCACAGCAGUACUUGCUGUUUGCCUUCGCAUCCAGGUGAACAAAGAAAACAAGGAAUUCAAGGAUUUACCUCCAGAGCGUGCCUUUGCUGAUUUUGUUCUCUGCAAUUUGGUGCUCCAUUUGGUGAUAAUGAAUUUCUUAGGUUAAGUUGAGGUUAUUGAAGGGAUAGUUGUAGUCUUUGAGCAGUUUGAUGUCAACCAUGCACGAAUUUUGCUUUGUCCGGAACUGAUUAAUUCGGCAUACAUAAUUGCUAGAUUGGAGUUAGAAUCUCUGAUAUUUAAAUGUUUAACAGAAAACUUUAUAUAUAAGACUUGGUGUGACCUUACACCAACCUUUUGUAUCA